Drosophila arizonae is the source of this 544-nucleotide messenger RNA. RefSeq lists its product as uncharacterized. NCBI's taxonomy places the organism in Eukaryota, Metazoa, Arthropoda, Insecta, Diptera, Drosophilidae. The record is from RefSeq and is a predicted model, not a curated record.
GUCACUUUUCUUAAAUUUCGGGCCUCUAUCAAAAAGAGUUUUAAAAUUCCAAAUAUUAUCAGAUUGUUCAUGUGUGUAGGAUGCCUGUCGCCGUUCGCUUGGUGGAAGCUCUGGCCAUAGUCACACUAAUGGCCCUAAUUACUUGCGUCUCCCUCUGUGUGGUGAUUGCACAGCAAUCGUUGAGCCUUGCAAUAACAUUCAUAGAGCCAGCUGCAAAUAUACUCGAUGUCGUGUUGAUAAUGGCCGAGAAAUUGUUGGUCGGCGCAUUGGUAUUCAGUGUUACCCUAAUCAAUACUGUUUGUUGUGCAUUGCAUAUGAUUGGAAUUGCUUAGGGAAGUGACACUUGACCCACAAUGGUGAUCUGACAAUACUGUACACUAUUUAUGGUGACUUUUAAAACUCUUCUAUCAGAUCAGCACCAUACUCAAGUGAUGUAAAACAAUUGAAAUUUUUAGCGCUUUCCCUGUAUAAAAGUGAGGCAAGAAAAUAAAUUUUACCGAAUUUUGUACCGGCUUUUCUACAACUUAAAGCCCAUUUAUAAUAU